ACAUUCGUCCGUCCGGUUUUCGUCCUGCCUCCUGCGAUCCCCGGCCUCUUUCACCUCCGCUUCCCCGUGCGACGCAAAAAAGGAAACCGCCAUCCGCAUCCGCUCCCCCGUGAUUCGUUCGUGAGACCCUCUUCUGCAACCCAUCUCCGAUCACGAUCUAUCCCCUCCCAGGAUCCCACUCCAAUCACUCAAGGUCGUCGCCUCGCACGCCGCUACCCAUCCCUGCACCUUGCGGCCGCACACGCCGUUGUUCCCCGUCUCCGGAUCUCGUGUCCCUGCCACAACACCAUCCCCUGCCUUGCCGUGGAUCUCCCCAUCUCCAAAUCCCAUGCCCAGCCUUGCCGCGGACAGCAGAGGACGCACAGCUCGUGGAUCCAGGGACAGCGGCGUUCGUCCCACCGCCCGCACCUUCCGUCGAGCCGCCGAGCGUCGGCGCCCGCGAAUCCGCCUAUCCGACGCCGGCUACGCUCGUAAGAGGGAGGAGGAGCCGCAGCUCGUGGAUCCAGAGGCAGCGGCGAGCGACAGCACGCGUGAAUCCGCCUUCUCCGCUAUGCCUCUCCCACCUUGCGUCCCGUGCUCUAGGAAAGAGGCAGCGGCGUUCGAGUGGAGGAGACAAUGGAGGCAGAGCGGCGUAGGAGAGCUGCGUCUCAAGGUGGAGCAGCGUCCGAGCGGAGGAGGCGGCGGAGGCAGAGCGGCUUCCCAGGUACGGAGCCGAAGCGGCAACAAUGGCAUCAGCGCCUGCGUCACGAACAAGCAGUGGCGGAGCUAGGAUUUUACGUCUGGGUAUUCCAUGUACAAUUUUUUUAAUGCAAAUGUGCAAUAGUAAUAAUCAAAAUGCAAGGUCUGAACAUAGCGGCAUAAUGCCAUUGUCUAUAACAAUUAAAAAAAUUACAAAACAUCGAAAUCUCAAUGCUACUAAAAUUGAACUCUACGAUCUCCUUUUUGAAAUUCAUUAAUGAUAUCAUCAUCUUUCACUUGACUGAAGAAUUCUCUCUCAAUAAAUGUGACCAAGCAAUUGUUCAAAUACUCAUCACCCAUUUUAUUCCUUUGCUUGUUCUUCACAUAAUUCAUCGUGGAAAACACUCUCUCAACACUAGCAGUGGCUACGGGAAGAAUUAGCACCAACUUAAGAAGCUUGUAGACAACAUAAUAUUGCUCAUGUCUUUUUGUGCUAACAAGCAUGACUGAAAGCUCACAUAGAUUCUUCAAAUUUUUAAACCUUUCAUCUCUACGCACAUGAGAAAUGUACACAGUAAGCUGAUAUGGAAGUUUUGACAAUUCAUCAGUUGUGAAAUCCUUAGGAUAAAACUUUGUAGCAAGCCUAACCAACUUCUCUUGAUCAUAAGCAACAAAUAAAUCAAUUGGACUGAAAGCUGCCAUACAAGAAAGUAGUUCUGUGUUUACCUCAUCAAAUCUGUCGUUCAGCUCUCGAAGUUGCCUAUCAAUGAUACUCACAAACAUAUCAGCAUGGUAGCGAUGAUAAUUCAUUGCACCAUUAUAGAACCCUCUUUUAGGUCUCCCAACAGGAUAAUAAGGACCCUCCAUGUCAACAGUUUUGAUCUUGUUCUUUAUACAAAAAGAAGUCACUCUUCUAAGAAAAUCAGUCCAGCCAACAUCUUCCCGCAAGCACUGCAAAUGAAACUUUGUAAUAUCAACAAGCUCCAUAGCAUUGACAAUAUCCUGAUCUUUCUUUUGCAAAGCUCUAUUCAAGUCCUCAGUAUAACCAAAUAUUCAAGUCCUCAGUAUAUACUAGCACCCUUUUUCUUCAUCUACGUUGCAAGAAUCCAAUGCAAAAAAAAACGAAUCUUAAAUGCCAAACUCAGAAGAAUGAAUCUGACACUGCUGUGCUAGUGUAGUAGUGUGCUCACCUUGCCGGCUUGCCCCAAGCAGCAAGUUGGAGGUCGAAGCCGAACCGUGGCCGUCGCGGACUCGCGGUGGCCGUCGCAGCGUCGCCGGCCGGCGGCCGCCAGUCGCUGGAGCCAGGAAGCUAGGGUUGGCCGGUUGGGAGUUGUUGCGAUGCGCCGAUGCGGAAUUGCGGAGAGAUACAAUACGAUGCGAGUUGGGAGCAGCAGCCAGGAAAAGAUGCGAUCCUUUUUUGUUUGGUGGGCCAGUCGAUCAAAUUUGCAACAUGUAGCAAAUAUACCAGUGUAUACAUAUAUAUGUAUUUGUAUUUAUUUGUAAAAUCUUGGGUAUUCCAUGGCAUACAGGGGAAUACCCCUGGCGCCGCCCCUGCGAACAAGCGUUGCUCAGGUGCCCUGCCCCGGUGAGCUCCUCCCUCUGUUGCCUCUAUUUUUGACUGAUGAGAAAUUUGCUGAUUUGGGAUUGGUAAGAGACAAAAAUGAGAUUGGGGUUGUGUUUAUGGUUCACAUCGCCCGCGCCAUGGCCCUACUGAAUCCAAGGCCUCGGCCACCUUCUGAUGGAGGUCUGUGAUCAUCUUUUCCUCACUAGCCUGCAUGUCUGGAUCCAUGGCGGAGAGGGAUUGGAGCAGUGACAUUGAUUCGAUCUGAGGUGGUUUUCUCUUAACGAAUAAACGUUGGCUGCUUUAAUUCAUGAACAUGUGUGUUGGUUUAGCCCACCACUAAACCAAUGAGGAGUGUUUUAAGUGAGAAGACGUCAUAUAGGUCCUGGCGGGGGUCAUCACAUCUUGUUAUCUCCAAUAAUAGAAGUGUGUUAGGGAUUUUGUUUCGACAAAAAACUUCAUUUUAUAAGCUAAUUUUGAGGACUAUCAUCAACUGCGACAACAUCAAGGAGUUCAUUGCUCUAUGUGAAGUACUAGAGCUUAUUCCAGAGGAUGAGCUAGAAUUGUCUAGGCAGAAGCAGCCUGAUACUAUGGCAAACAGGAGAGCACAGAAGGUUGCCAGGUUCAAACGUCAAAAGGCUGCAGAAACGAAGCUCCAAGAGAUCAGAGAGAGAAAAGAAAGGCGUGGACGCUCAUUGAGAGCAGCUGCUUUAUCUGCCCCAAUUGAAGCUGGAGAGGAAGAUGACCUGGAGGAUGAUGGAGAGGAAGAAAGAGAGGCUUGGUUAGCUACCAUCUCAUUGGCUCUCUGCAAGGCGUUUGAUCUUCUCGACAUGCUAAAGAAGGAAGAAGAAAUGCUUCUAGCUGUAAAGGAAAGGAAGGCAAAGGUUUGGUAUGACCACCUAGCAGUGGUACUACCUCUCAGAGAUGCAACUCUAGAAACCAGUUCAGGAGUCAAUAUCCUUUUUGUGUUGACCAGUUCAGCAAGGACUUAUACAUAUUUGCAUGGAAAACUAUUUCAAUGGUUACUGAUUAAGCAAUAUACUGGUUGAGAGUGGUAGAUAUGAAAUUUAGGAUGUAAACUUCAAAGGAAACAAUGUUGAUUCCGGCGCAUGAAUGAAAUGGAUAUUGGAGAUUUCUUUCUGCCGUUAUUAAAUAUUAUCUUAGCCGUAUUAUAGAAAUGUCUAUAAAGUAGAGUUUGUGAGUUUGUGAUGCCACAUUUUCCGUGACUGUGUUGAUUUCAUAAACUUUAUAUUUUGAGAUAAUGUUGUUUUAAUAUUGGUAUUUAAUUUUUACAGUACUGUUA
Messenger RNA from Sorghum bicolor (sorghum), 3542 nucleotides. Its product is annotated as PP2A regulatory subunit TAP46. Gene Ontology annotation, cellular component: cytosol. The transcript has 9 exons. Gene Ontology annotation, molecular function: protein phosphatase 2A binding. The coding region runs from base 2587 to 3288 and encodes 233 amino acids. The record is from RefSeq and is a predicted model, not a curated record. Gene Ontology annotation, biological process: regulation of dephosphorylation; regulation of signal transduction. NCBI's taxonomy places the organism in Eukaryota, Viridiplantae, Streptophyta, Magnoliopsida, Poales, Poaceae.